Molecule: messenger RNA, 324 nt
Organism: Iphiclides podalirius (scarce swallowtail)
Lineage: Eukaryota; Metazoa; Arthropoda; Insecta; Lepidoptera; Papilionidae
Source: the annotation of a GenBank genome assembly
AUGUCACACGUAAUCUUGCAAACAACCGCCAUAUUGCUCGCGCCAUAUUGCCCGCGCGCUCUUUUCCCGCCAACUGCAACGGAGCGGAGGCAAAAGCGCUCGCCCGCUCGGCCCUCGGAGAACUUUUCACCGCCGUCUCUCGCAAUCGGACCUCACGUAAUCGACGCGAGGAAGCCGCUGUAUGUCACUAGGCAGGCCACAUCGCUCGAAGAACUGGUCUCCGAUGGGAGGAAAAGUUCUAGAUUGGAGACCAUGCAGCGGAAGACCUUGGAAUCAUCCUUGUAUUCCCCAGCUUUGGCCCCAAAAUAUCAUUUAAUUUCCAAC